Rotaria sordida is the source of this 315-nucleotide messenger RNA. Lineage: Eukaryota; Metazoa; Rotifera; Eurotatoria; Philodinida; Philodinidae. The record is from the annotation of a GenBank genome assembly.
AUGAUUGAUCGUAUUGGUAUUUGUCAAAUAUGUGCUAAUGUUUGUCAUAAAGAUCAUGAUAUAUCAUAUGCAAAAUAUGGUUCAUUUUUUUGUGAUUGUGAUGUUAAAGAAGAUGAUUAUAAUUUAUCUAUAAAAAAUAAAUAUAUCAAAUAUAAUACACUUCGUUUAUUUAAAUUACUUCAACCAUAUAUUGAUAAUAAAUAUCAACAAAUAUAUUAUAUUGAAAAUAAAUUUCAUUUUAUAUCAGAAUAUUUAAAAACAAAUAAUCAAUUAUUAUCUAUUGAAACUGAUGAAAAUAAACAACAACAAGAAUAA